Protopolystoma xenopodis is the source of this 1353-nucleotide messenger RNA. The record is from the annotation of a GenBank genome assembly. NCBI's taxonomy places the organism in Eukaryota, Metazoa, Platyhelminthes, Monogenea, Polystomatidea, Polystomatidae.
UCUGGUUUUUAUAUCUGCUCUAGGACAUGUCUUCAGGCUCCCUUACUUCCAUGUGACUACUGUCAGGCUUGCUUUCAUCUUGAAUGUUUGGACCCACCUUUAUCUUCCUUUCCUCCUCGCUCUGAGCGUUGGAUGUGUCCAUUGCACGCCGAGCAGACGAUAGACGAGUGCCUUGUCCGCUCCAUCCGGCUUACUGAACGCAUGCAUCUCUGGGAUACAUUGGCAGAGGCCAAAUAUGACGCUCUUACCACACGCACUGGCAGCAAGAUAAUCCGCCUAUGCAGUGCAGCUGAACUGGCUGCUUAUCAAGGUAUUGUGUUCCGACGUUCCACAAGAUCGAAAAUCGAGCCUGCGACCUAUACCGAAUAUUCCACUGCCCCAGGAGUGUCUUUGGCUCCAUUGUCCUGUCCCAUUGUCGAUCAAACAUCUGCCUGUCUAGACCCCGAAGCUACCACUGACUCAGGGACUGACAGCAAUGCUCAGACUGACAGUCUAGUGGCAGACUCGUCUGGCGACGAGGUGGGUGACGAGCCAGGUGAAUUGCGCUGCUCCGAUGAAGAAGAGAGGGAGAGAGGAACUGUUAACAGAGAUGUAAGAGUGGAGGAUACAGAAGAAGAGGAUGAACAGAGCAGAAAUGCGGGUCAUGAAAUCGAGGAAGAGGAAAAUGUUGGAGCCCCAUUUAUCAAUAGUGCUGACGAACAAAUUUCGGAUAGCGAAGAUAAUUUAUUGGUUGGAGUGACCAAGCCUAGGUCCGUGUACAGUCCGCCUGUUCAACUUUAUCAGCGUUCUUCGUCUGCCAUGAGUCGGGCUCGGGCCCCGACUAGCUGCGCUGUUCGAAACGGAUCAGGCACACUCAACUGUGACUCCAAAGAUCGUGGGUCAGCUACAAUUGUGGAGAUGAGUUCUACCAAUCUACCAACCGGAGCCAGUCAUGAUGUGCUGUACGGACCUGAUGAAGAGGCCGUCAUUCUUGCUGACCUCAUGCAUCAGGCACGUCGCGCCAACGCCGUAUCGACUGCUCUGCUUGGCCUGGCAGCUAUCGACGGCCGUAGUGGUCAUCGAACCAUUCCAUGUUCAGCAGAGACAGCUCCAGCGACCUCAAUUGUCAGACCAAGGCCGGGCCAGGACUCAAGGGGCUCUAGUCACGCUGGGUACCUAGAGGCUAGUCCUUGUGUGGAAACUCCACGAGGUCUCUGGCGCUUUCACUCUAGCACAUUGUCUGCUGAGGCCGGCCCAACGUUACCGGGUGCCAUCGGUCUUCACCAGGAAGGGUUACAAUGGCUGACUAGCGAGCAACAGUUUAUUGCCUCUAGAGUUAACUCGAGCUCUCUACGCAUUGUGGUAAGUCCAUAG